Notothenia coriiceps (black rockcod) is the source of this 514-nucleotide messenger RNA. Its product is annotated as chymotrypsin-like elastase family member 2B. Gene Ontology annotation, molecular function: serine-type endopeptidase activity. NCBI's taxonomy places the organism in Eukaryota, Metazoa, Chordata, Actinopteri, Perciformes, Nototheniidae. Gene Ontology annotation, biological process: proteolysis. The record is from RefSeq and is a predicted model, not a curated record.
CAGAGCUCAAACAUGAUUCGUCUUGUGGCUUUCCUUUCCUGCAUUGGGCUGAUUUGUGCUGAAACACCUUUCAACCAUAAGGUGCACAAUGAGAGGGUCAUAGGAGGCAAUGACGCCAAACCAAACACCUGGAGAUGGCAGGCUUCUCUCCAGUAUGAUUCAUACAAUGAUGGCUCAUACUACCACAUCUGUGGAGGCACUAUCAUUGGUAGUUUCUACAUCAUGACUGCAGCUCACUGUAUCCUCAGCAUGGAUGCUAGUGCGUACCGUGUGGUGGUGGGGGAGUACGACCUGUACGAGUACGACGGCAGUGAGCAGUUCAGCCGCGUGGACAUGAUUGCUGUCCAUCCAGACUGGAAUGAAGACCUUGCCAGAGGAAAUGACAUUGCUCUCCUGAGGCUGGCGAACCCUGUGUAUGAUAACGGCUACGUGGCCAUCGCUGAUCUUCCCUACCCGGAUCAGAUGCUUCCUCACGGGUUCACCUGUUACAUCACCGGCUGGGGACUCAUGGACU